UCUUGCCAUUUCAAUUUUCAAGUAGCAAAAUCCCGAUUUGUAUACUAAUUAACCACUGUACACACAAUCAGCAUGGCUACUACGCCGGCGAGGACAGGCCCAAUCAGAUCAUGCCACGUGGUGGCCAUCCCUUACCCCGGGAGGGGCCACGUCAACCCCAUGAUGAACCUCUGCAAGCUACUCGUCAAUUCCCAUCCCCACCUCCUCAUCACUGUCGUCGUCACAGAGGAGUGGCUCGGCUUCAUCGGCGCCGACGAGAAGCCGCCGGAAAUACGCUUCGCCACCAUCCCCAACGUCCUUCCGUCGGAGCUGGACCGAGCCGCCGAUAUGCCCAGCUUCGUGGGGGCCACGCAGACUAAGAUGGGGGAGCCGUUCGAGCUGCUGCUCGACCGGCUCGACAAGCCGGUUGAUUUCAUCAUCGCCGAUACUUUCCUGAACUGGGCGGUCGAGCUCGGGAACCGGAGGAAUAUUCCGGUGGCGUCGCUGUGGCCGAUGCCAGCUUCCGUCUUCUCCAUAUUUUACCAUUUUGACCUCCUCCGCCACAACGGCCAUUAUCCAUUCGAUCUAGCUGAAAGAGGUGACGAACGUGUGGACUACAUUCCCGGAAUCGAAUCGAUUCGCUUGGCCGAUAUUCCGUCAAUCGCGCACAUGAAAGACCAAUGCCUCCUUAGAUUGGUCCUCCGAAUUUUCCCAAACGUACCCAAAGCCCAAUACCUUCUAUUCACUUCAAUAUACGAGCUGGAAUCUCGAGUCAUCGAAGCUCUAAAGCAAGAAUUCACAUUCCCAAUGUACACUUUCGGCCCCGCAAUACCUUACGCCAAUCUCGAAACCGCCACCUCAUUCUCAACCACCAAUAAUCAAAACGAUCACUACUUCGAAUGGCUAAACUCCCAACCCCCAAGCUCCGUGCUGUACGUUGCAUUGGGAAGCUUCCUAUCUGUUUCGAGUGCCCAAAUGGACGAAAUCGCCCUUGGAUUGUGCGAGAGCGGAGUCAAGUUCUUAUGGGUGGCUCGUGGUGAAGCGAAGAGGUUGCAGGAAAGAUGCGGAGAAAAUGGAAUCGUGGUGACUUGGUGUGAGCAAUUGAAAGUUUUGAGCCACCCUUCAAUCGGUGGAUUCUGGACGCACUGCGGGUGGAAUUCGACAAUGGAGGCUAUCUUUUGUGGUGUGCCGCUUAUCGCGUUUCCGUUAGUGAUGGAUCAAACGACUAUUCGUAAGCACGUCGUUGAGGAUUGGAAGAUCGGGUGGGAUGCUAAGAAGGGUGUGGGCCCGGGAGAAUUGUUGAAGGGCAGGGAAAUCUGCGAGCUUGUUAAAAGGUUUAUGGAUUUGGAGAGUCUGGAGAGGAAGGAGGUUACUAAAACGGCUAAGGAGUUUCGAGAGAAGACUGUUGCAGCGGUUUCGAAUGGGGGUUCGUCGAAGACGAACCUCACUUGUUUUCUCAGUGACAUUUUGUCAUACAUUUGAAGAGCAAUGUUUUUUUAAAGCAUGUUGUGGAAGAAGCUUCACUUGUGAAGAUUAAUGUUUUAGUGUUGUCGUUUUUCUUGUUUCUUUUUGUGUAAUUUUACUUGGAAACUAAUAAAAGAUGGUAAAUUGGGGCUCA
Molecule: messenger RNA, 1597 nt
Organism: Erythranthe guttata (spotted monkey flower)
Lineage: Eukaryota; Viridiplantae; Streptophyta; Magnoliopsida; Lamiales; Phrymaceae
Product: UDP-glycosyltransferase 87A1
Molecular function (GO): quercetin 7-O-glucosyltransferase activity; quercetin 3-O-glucosyltransferase activity
Source: RefSeq, a predicted model, not a curated record